AGGUCCUCUCUGUCUCGUGUCUCUCCCUCUCCCUCUACAUCCAGGCCAAGAUGUGGAGGUUCUCUCUGUCUCGUGUCUCUCCCUCUCCCUCUACAUCCAGGCCAAGAUGUGGAGGUUCUCUCUGUCUCGUGUCUCUCCCUCUCUCCCUCUACAUCCAGGCCAAGAUGGAGGUUCUCUCUGUCUCGUGUCUCUCCCUCUCCAUCCAGGCCAAGAUGUGGAGGUUCUCUCUGUCUCGUGUCUCUCCCUCUCCCUCUACAUCCAGGCCAAGAUGUGGAGGUCCUCUCUGUCUCGUGUCUCUCCCUCUACAUCCAGGCCAAGAUGUGGAGGUCCUCUCUGUCUCGUGUCUCUCCCUCUACAUCCAGGCCAAGAUGUGGAGGUCCUCUCUGUCUCGUGUCUCUCUCCCCCUCCCUCUACCCCUUAGUGCUUUUAUCCAGGCCAAGAUGUGGAGGUUCUCUCUGUCUCGUGUCUCUCCCUCUCCCUCUACAUCCAGGCCAAGAUGUGGAGGUCCUCUCUGUCUCGUGUCUCUCCCUCUCCCUCUACAUCCAGGCCAAGAUGUGGAGGUCCUCUCUGUCUCGUGUCUCUCCCUCUCCCUCUACAUCCAGGCCAAGAUGUGGAGGUCCUCUCUGUCUCGUGUCUCUCCCUCUCCCUCUACAUCCAGGCCAAGAUGUGGAGGUCCUCUCUGUCUCGUGUCUCUCCCUCUCCAUCCAGGCCAAGAUGUGGAGGUUCUCUCUGUCUCGUGUUUCUCCCUCUCCCUCUACAUCCAGGCCAAGAUGUGGAGGUUCUCUCUGUCUCGUGUCUCUCCCUCUCCCUCUACAUCCAGGCCAAGAUGUGGAGGUCCUCUCUGUCUCGUGUCUCUCCCUCUCAGAGGCUCCUGCAGAAGUUGUUUUUGUGCUGCGUUUUAUCUUUUCCUUUUGAAAACUGUAAAGUGCUUAAAUACUGAGAGCGAUUAUGUUGCAGUGCUGCUGCCUACACACGUUAGAGUUCGUGAAGCUCAUAAACAAGAGUAGUUUUCUCCUCU
Molecule: messenger RNA, 1018 nt
Organism: Oncorhynchus keta (chum salmon)
Lineage: Eukaryota; Metazoa; Chordata; Actinopteri; Salmoniformes; Salmonidae
Exons: 4
Coding region: 51-1007 (318 amino acids)
Source: RefSeq, a predicted model, not a curated record